This is a messenger RNA of Pistacia vera, 963 nucleotides long. RefSeq names its product QWRF motif-containing protein 7-like. NCBI's taxonomy places the organism in Eukaryota, Viridiplantae, Streptophyta, Magnoliopsida, Sapindales, Anacardiaceae. Gene Ontology annotation, cellular component: cytoplasm; nuclear microtubule; centrosome. The record is from RefSeq and is a predicted model, not a curated record. The transcript is spliced from 5 exons. Gene Ontology annotation, molecular function: microtubule binding. The coding region runs from base 1 to 963 and encodes 320 amino acids. Gene Ontology annotation, biological process: spindle assembly; centrosome cycle.
AUGGAAACCACUCACACAUGCCGGCUCCGACCUACCACUCCAACACCGCCUUCGCCACGCCUACAGCGCAGCCGCAGCGGAGCUCCGGCCAUUUCUCCACUUGAACAAAGCCGCACAUGUAAUAAUAGUAGCCUAAACUCCCUGAACAGAUCAAAAUCAACCACAAGAUCAAGAACCUCAACGUCCCAGCAGCAGAAAAACGAAGAGUAUGUCCACCCUUCAACUAUUCUAGCAAGCAUGCAACAAAAGAAGACUAAAGAGAGUAACGACAUGAACAAAGAUGGUUUCGUUAGGUUUCUGCAACGAGGCAUUCCACGUAAUAAUAACAGUGCUAUUUGUUCUAGUGCAGCUAAGAUUAAGAGUACUAAAUCAGUCAAGAGUUCUCCGUCGGCGUGGGCGUUGUCGCCGGGACGGUCUUCGCCGUACUUGGUAGCACCGGAGUCGCCGAGACCGGCGCUGGCACCGGUGCCUGCCGAGACACGGAGGGCCAAGUCCAGUGCCGUUGGUGGUGUAAGUGGGGUUUUGAAGUAUUUUAGACAGAAGAAGGUGUCACCAGUUCAAGAAGGAGAGUAUAAUAGAUUUCGAGUUCUGCAUAAUACGUUGGUACUUUACAGGUUUGCCAAUGCUAGAGCUGAGGUUUCCAUGGCUUCUCUAAAGAAUGUUUCAGAGUUGGAUGGAAAAAAUUGUGAAGCAGUGAGCCGGGUUACAAGAAAACUAUCAGCAUUGUCUGUCAAGGUCCCUUUUGAAGAUGCGAAGGCAGACGUGGAGUCUGUAUACGACGCAAUGAACAAGGCCUUGGCAGUCAUGGAUGGCAUAGAAGAAACUGUAAAAAGAUUCCUUCCACAGGCUGAGAAAAUGCUGUAUAUGCUGACGGAGCUUAUAACCACAGCGGAAGGAGAAGAAGAGUAUUUGAAAGAAUUAGAUACCAUUUUCCCCUUGGUUCCAUCUUUAAUGGAGUGGUAA